This is a messenger RNA of Perca flavescens (yellow perch), 1074 nucleotides long. RefSeq lists its product as uncharacterized. Lineage: Eukaryota; Metazoa; Chordata; Actinopteri; Perciformes; Percidae. The transcript has 4 exons. The record is from RefSeq and is a predicted model, not a curated record. The coding region runs from base 46 to 1074 and encodes 342 amino acids.
GGAACACAAGACCGCUCCCGAAAGGUCACCCUACUCCGUCUCUGAAUGGUUAGGUUUACGCGGGCAAUUAACGUCGCUGAAAAAAAAAAAAUAGGCCAGCAAACCUCACGGACCAAUUUUACAAUCCAUGGUACGGACAUGAGUCUGGAAAGUAAAAUAUUGUGUUUCACUGAAGGAAAGCCAACUAAAAGGAAGACAGUCAAGCUGAUUAGAUGGCUACAAAACAAAAAGCUUUUGAAAAAGAAAAUAAGGUGCAAGUUAUGUCAAAAUGCAAUGAAGCUGAAGAAGAAACACAACUCAACAGAUGUCUAUAGAUGGGUAUGCCGACACAAGAGCCACAGGGGAAGAAAAAUAACCAAGACAAUAAGAACUGGAUCUGUCUUUGAGAAUUCAAAAUGCAGUUUAAUUUCAUGGAUGAAAUUUUUCUACAGGUUUUCACAAGGCUUGCGACUGAGGCAGGUUGACAUGAAGACAGAUGGCAUAGCAAAAAGCUCAACAACACUCUCAAAGAUGGCAGCCUGUGCAAGAAGAGUCUGUAGACAUGCAAUGAAGCGACAUGAAACAAAAACUGGAAAAUGCCUAGGUGAUGAAAGGGAGUUUGUUGUCAUAGACGAGAGCAACUUUCGCCAUAAACGAAAGUAUGGUCGUGGGAGAAUAUCCAACAGUUGGAGGCGCAAGAACUGGGUUUUUGGAAUGCUUGGAGUAAAAGGAAAACAUCGAAGACCUUUACUGAAGCUGGUGAAGAGGAGGUCCCGCAACCAUUUACUUCCAUUGGUGGUGAAGCAUGUACGCCCUGGGACAGUAAUCAUUAGUGAUGAGUGGAGGGCAUAUAGGGGCGCUCUCACCAAUUUGGGUUACACACACUUCACCGUGAAUCAUUCAAGGUGGUUUGUUGAUCCUGUUACUGGAGCUCACACUCAGCAGCUAGAGAGGGCAUGGUUAACAUACAAAUCAAUAAUUUGGCGGCUUAGGGGAAACAGAACUGAGAAACUUUUGAAAGAACAUCUUGCAGUUAUAGAAUGGACUUACUGGCUUGAAACAGGCAUAGGAAAGGACCUCUUGGUCGUUUACUGA